Messenger RNA from Rubroshorea leprosula, 1865 nucleotides. The record is from the annotation of a GenBank genome assembly. Lineage: Eukaryota; Viridiplantae; Streptophyta; Magnoliopsida; Malvales; Dipterocarpaceae.
AAGGUAAUAAAAACCAACCCUAAGCUCCUUGCUUCUCCGUUCUAAAGGUAGCCCCGAUUAUUGCUAACUUAAGCAUCGGAGUGUCUACCCCGAGGACCCACCUCGAGGCUUUGCAGGUCAAUCCAGAGUGCAGAUACGGACUGAAGAAGGACUUCUGGUUUGGUGCAGUUACAGAGGGACGGAGAGUCUUUGAAGAAUUUUAUGAGCAGAUUCAAUGAUGCAGUGUUGGAGGUUAACUCUUUCGACCAAGCCGUGGGAAUUACAGCCGUGAUCUUAGGUCUUAGCCAUGAGAGAUUCAGAGAUAGUCUACUCAAACAUCCUGCCAACACCUUCAGCGAGGUAAAUGAUAGAUCAUUGAAAUUCAUAACUGUUGAGGAAUAUGCCCCGUCGCAGAACCUAACUCCUAUUAAGAACCAACACCCGGACUGGAGAGAUGAGAAUCCGAACAGGAAACGGAUGAAGACAACAAAGAACCGAGGUCCGAUGUUGACUUCCACCCUGAGAUUCGGAAAGCCGAACUCCGCACCUUCGCAACAACCUGUAGGUAAACCUCCAGUUAAUUGGACUCCUUUUAAUUUACCGAGGUCACAAAUCUUUAUGCAGAUUAAGAAUAAGAUGGACUUAAGACGUCCGGGUCCAAUGAGAACUGCUGCUGCUACCAGAGACCAUACCAGGGAACAAGGGAUACAGCCUCAAGGAGUCCGUAACCCACCAAACAGGCAAGGUAUGGGAUAUCAGCAAGCCCCACCCCCGCUCCCACCACCAGCUAGAAUUAUGCACAUGAUUACAGGAGGCCUAGAAGCUGGUGGACUGAGCUCUAAACAUAGAAAGUUGUAUGUCAGAGAGGUUAAGCAUCCAAACCGCGCCCAGAAACGGAAAUUUGAUGAUGCUGACUGGAAGAAUCAACCUAUUACGUUCACACCUGCUGAUUUUGACACAGUUGUCAUACCUCACAAUGACCCCCUAGUCACUUCUGUCACGAUCAAUAAUUGUGAGGUGCAGCGCGUCCUUGUUGACACAGGGAGUGCACUAGACAUCAUGUACUUCCAUUGUUUUGAAAGUCUUGGGUUGGAUCCGACUUUGUUGCAACGGUAUGAUGGUCCCAUCUAUGGAUUCAACAACCAGUCAGUCCUAGUUGAAGGAGUCCUCACCAUGAAUGUUGCGUUUGGAAGUGGCCAGAGUUAUGUGACCCCUUCAGUUAGGUUUCUGGUAGUCAAGAUGGCGUCCUCAUUCAAUGUCGUCAUUGGUCGACCCACACUGAUUGAAAUCCGAGCUGUGGUUUCCCAAUCUCAUCUAUGCAUGAAGUUCCCAACUCCUACGGGAAUAGCAACGCUGCGAGGCAACCAAGAGGUGGCCCGACAUUGCUAUAUCACCUCGGUAACACAACCUCAGAAGGGCAAGGCUCAGACACCCGAGAUUAAUCCCAAACGGAUUCCUGAUGAUCGGCAAGUUAUAGGUGUUGAGAUAGUAGAUAACCGACCAGAAGAUGAAACCAGAGCUGCUCCAAUCGAAGAUGUGGAGGAGGCUGAGGCGGCACUUCUACUUCAGGAGGAGCCAGCUGCUGCACCUUGUCAGAGGAGACUGGAUGCACUUCGGGAGGCUGCACUUCGGCCAAAGCUGCCUGAUCCUCAACCCCAACGCCUUGUGCUUCUUCUUUUUCUUCUUCCUCCCCCACCGCCACUAACUCAACCUCAAAGGCUGGAGGAAAAAUAGUGAGCCCCUCUGCAUCACGCUCCCACCUCAGCGUAAUCUGAGGUCGGAAGUCAGCACAGAGGCUCUCCCCAUCUUCCUCCACCCCUUCUUCUUGUUCCCCAAAGAUGACUGUUGUCACGUCCACCUCUAGGUACUAGGCUUUCACCUUCUUU